Erigeron canadensis is the source of this 2491-nucleotide messenger RNA. RefSeq names its product long chain acyl-CoA synthetase 8. The transcript is spliced from 11 exons. Gene Ontology annotation, cellular component: endoplasmic reticulum; membrane. NCBI's taxonomy places the organism in Eukaryota, Viridiplantae, Streptophyta, Magnoliopsida, Asterales, Asteraceae. Gene Ontology annotation, molecular function: long-chain fatty acid-CoA ligase activity. The record is from RefSeq and is a predicted model, not a curated record. The coding region runs from base 133 to 2307 and encodes 724 amino acids.
CAACACUUAAUAAAUAUAACAUCCAUAAUUACAUUACAUACACACACUCAGGUUUUCUCUGCUGAGAAAAAGGAGAUUCAUUCUUCCUCUCAAAGCCUUUCAGGGUAAUAUUGUUUGACGUUUUUGAUUAAGAUGGGUGACUCGGAGGGAAGUGACAUUGGUACUCCUGCAACUGAACAGAUGGGGUUCUUGUCCAAUAUCCUGGAAGACAAAUCUUAUGGUACAGCAGUUGCACUUAUUGUUGCCAUUGCUGUACCAUUGGUUCUUUCUGCAAUGUUUGCAGGGAAGAAGAAGGUAAAACAAAGAGGUGUUCCGGUUCAAGUUGGUGGUGAGCCAGGUCUUGCUAUGCGAAAUGUCAGAUCAACCAAAUUAAUUGAUGUCCCCUGGGAAGGGGCUACAACUUUGGCUGCACUUUUUGAGCAAUCUUGUAAGAAGCAUUCACAGCUAAGGUUUCUUGGCACAAGAAAGCUAAUAGAUAGAAGCUUUAUUAGUGGUAGUGAUGGGAGGAAGUUUGAGAAGCUACACCUUGGGGAGUAUCAGUGGGAAUCAUUCGGGCAGGUAUUUGAACGGGUUUGUAGCUUUGCCUCCGGACUUAUUCAGCUUGGCCAUGACCCUGAUACCCGUAUAGCCAUCUUUUCUGACACACGUGCUGAAUGGCUAAUUGCAUUUGAGGGAUGCUUUAGGCAGAACAUAACAGUUGUGACCAUAUAUGCAUCAUUAGGUGAUGAUGCUCUGAUUCACUCUCUGAAUGAGACAAAGGUAUCAACCUUGAUAUGUGAUUCCAAGCUAUUGAAAAAAGUGGCUUCAGUUAGUUCGAGCUUGAAAACUGUAAAAAAUGUCAUUUACUUUGAUAAUGAUAAUGUUGAAGCUGUAAAUAAUAUCGGUGAUUGGAAAAUUUCUUCUUUUUCUGAAGUUGAGAGCAUGGGACAGAAAAAUCCAGUUAAUGCUAGACUUCCUAUCAAGAAAGAUGUUGCAGUGAUCAUGUAUACAAGUGGUAGCACAGGUUUACCAAAGGGGGUGAUGAUGACUCAUGGGAAUAUAGUAGCAACUGCAGCUGCGGUUAUGACUGUGAUCCCAAAUCUUGGGCCAAGUGAUGUGUACAUAGCAUACUUACCAUUGGCACACAUAUUUGAAUUGGCUGCAGAGACUGUGAUGUUAACUGCAGGUACUCCGAUUGGUUAUAGUUCAGCACUGACUUUAACAGAUACCUCAAAUAAAAUCAAGAAAGGAACCAUGGGAGAUGCUUCUAUGUUAAAGCCAACCUUAAUGGCAUCGGUUCCUGCUAUUUUAGACCGUGUCCGAGAUGGAGUAGUAAAGAAGGUUGAGGAAAAGGGAGGGUUGACUACAAAGCUUUUUAACCUAGCUUAUAAAAGACGGUUGAUGGCAAUAGAAGGAAGUUGGCUUGGUGCAUGGGGAAUAGAAAAGCUGUUGUGGGAUGCCAUGGUUUUUAAAAAAGUACGGUCUGUACUUGGUGGAGAAAUUCGUUUUAUGCUCUGUGGUGGGGCUCCUUUAGCUGCAGAUACCCAGCGAUUUAUUAAUGUCUGCAUCGGGGCUCCAAUUGGCCAAGGCUAUGGGUUGACUGAAACAUGUGCUGGUGCUGCUUUUUCUGAGGCGGAUGAUGAUGCUGUUGGGCGUGUUGGUCCACCUCUUCCUUGUGUCUAUAUCAAGCUUGUUUCAUGGGAUGAAGGGGGAUACUUGACAUCUGACAAACCGAUGCCGCGAGGUGAGGUUGUAGUUGGUGGCUUCAGCGUAACUGCUGGUUACUUUAACAAUGAAGAAAAAACUAAUGAGGUUUACAAGGUUGAUGAAAAUGGUAUGCGUUGGUUCUACUCUGGAGACAUUGGAAGGUUCCACCCUGAUGGAUGUCUUGAAAUCAUUGACAGAAAGAAGGAUAUUGUAAAGCUUCAACAUGGAGAGUACAUUUCCUUAGGGAAGGUUGAGGCAGCGCUUGCAUCAAGCAAGUAUGUAGAAAAUGUCAUGUUACAUGCUGAUCCUUUCCACACUUAUUGUGUUGCCUUGGUUGUCCCUGCCCGUCAAGUUCUUGAGCAGUGGGCCCAGAGUGCGGGUAUCACUUACAGUGACUUUGCUGAGUUGUGUGGUAAGAAAGAAACCGUCUCGGAGGUUCAGCAAUCUCUUGCCAAGGUAGCAAAAGAAACGAAGUUAGACAAGUUUGAGACUCCUGCAAAGAUUAAGCUGAUGCCAGAUCCAUGGACCCCUGAAUCAGGAUUAGUAACAGCUGCACUUAAGUUAAAGAGGGAACAAUUGAAAGCCAAAUUUAAGGAUGAUCUAGAAAAGCUAUACGGGUGAUACUACACCUUUUUGCGUUUUCUUUUGUGGUGUAGUUAGGAGAAAUAUUUGAUAUCACUUAUAUUUGUCGAUUUCUGUUUCUUUUAUAUAUUGUAAGACGUUGAUUUUGUACAAGACUCAUACGGUUGCUUUCUAGUUUAUACGUAUAAUAUAUAGUUAACCCUUACACUUGUUGCUUUCUUCA